CCUGCAGAGACUGACAGCAACAAAAACCUCUGAGCCACAGCAAUUUACUUCCAGUUAGUUAGUGAGGUUUUAAAAUUCCUUUUAAAAUGCAUUAACAUUUAUCUUAGGAACAAAGUCUGAAUUGAACUGAGCCUUGAAAAUAUUCUCUUCUCCUUUCCCAUUACACUUGCACUGGAAGAAGUUAAUAUCAGGUACGGGACGAGUCAGCCUCAGGGAAAGUCUAUUGCAGUCAGCACUGGAUGUUUUAGCAGAAAAGAAAACCCCAUGACCCCACAGUAUUUUUCCUUCUCUCCCAUUGCAGUGCCUCCAAGUUGGGCUGCACAGUUUGACCAAAGCAGGAUAAAAGCAAUUAGGGCUUAGCGCAAACAAAAACAAUGAUCCCAGAAAGCCAGGAUUGUAGAAGUGUGAAUUGAGAGCUGAAUUUUGCUGCUCAGACUUGCUUCUGAUCCCUUUCAUGAGCAAUCAGGGCUGGAAUCCAGUUGCAACAAAACCCUUUCAACCAGCCCAGCCCUGCACUUCUUUCCUUCUUUCUCUCGAGAACCACAACGUGCACAGAUGGGGCAACAGAAAACAAAAGUCAUCAAGAACAUGACAGCUGCUUUCAUUCUUUCGUUGGGAGUUAUGCCUGCUCACAAAGCCACCUGCCUGCCCUGCACUGAAGCUUUGCUUCAAUGCCCCUGCAGCUCCGCGUGCGAUUUGCUAAAAGAUCUGCCCUCCAAGAAACGUUUUAAAGUCUGUCAUAGCUGUUACUCAUAAAGACAUCUUCUCAAAGCAUUUAUCCUUCUAUCAGGACUUGGAAAUAUUUUCAUAAUCACAGGUAAUCACAGAAAUAAAACAAUAAACGUUACUUAUGUUUCACUGCCUAAGUGUAACUAAUGCCUCUGCCGAGUUCUAUUACAACUAUAGCUUGUGUGUUUUCCCUUCAGAUUAAGGAUAUAGAAUUGCUCAACUGUGAAUAUGGCAAGAACACAAUCAAGUUCCUUCGCCUUCAUAGAGAUGGAAAGAAGCACUUCGUUAAAGAAGUGGAAGUGUGCACACAUCUCCGGCUGACUUCUGCUCAUGAGUAUUUGGAUGGAAACAACUCUUUUGUGAUACCUACAGACACCAUUAAGAAUAUUGUCCUGGUGUUGGCCAAACAAAAAGGGAUCUCAAGUAUAGAACAAUUUGCUAUUGAUAUCUGCAAACACUUCAUGACAACAUUUUGCCAAGUGGCGUACGUCAAAACCUACAUUCAGGAAGUGCCAUGGCAACGUCAAUACCAGAACGGCGUUCCCCACAUCCACUCAUUCAUACUUGUUCCUGAUGGGAUUCGCUUUUGUGAAGCUGAGCAGUGCCGGAAUGGUCCUCUGGUUGUUUUUGCUGGAAUUAAAGAUUUGAAACUUAUGAAGACAACACAGUCUGGAUUUGAAGGCUUCUAUAGAAAUGAACACACCACACUUCCUGAAAGGAAGGACAGGAUUUUAUGUGGAGAGCUCUUCUGCAAGUGGUCAUACGGCGAAUGCAGAGAUCUUGACUUUGACUGCAUGUGGGCCAAAGUCCGGGAAUGCAUCCUUGAGGCCUUUUCAGGGCCACCUAACUGUGGGGAAUAUUCACCCUCUUACCAGAAGACCAUCAACUGCAUCCAGAUGUGUGUCCUUUCCCGAGUGUCACAGGUACAGAUCAUAGAAGUCAUCCUGAACAACACUUUUUAUAAUGUGGUAGACAUGAAGGCACUAGGCUGUACCAAUGACAAAGAAGUUCUGGUUCCAGUAGAAACUCCCUAUGGUUCCUGUGCUUGCACGGUUGGCAGAAAGAAGUACUUAGAAGCACAAAGCCACAUGAUGAAAGAUGAGAAGCAAAGUCAGUUUGGACUGGUAGCUACUCAGGGAAAGUAAACCUCUUGGCUUCCUGUGUACAUUCCUGAUAAACUUGCAGUAUGGCUUUCCUAUAUACUUACUACUGGCCUCUUUCAUGCUGACUACUUUCCACUCAGUGAACUCCUAGAUUGGGAUUUCUAAAUCCUCAGAAAUUCAGAUAACAAAGUAUCUCCCUGGAACUCAGUGUGAUUUGCAGACUGAAAUCCCAGCUGGAAACAUUAUACUCAAUUUUUAAAUCAGCUAUUCCCAGAUUUAAUGAAUUUUAUAAUCUUUAACAUGUUUUUGACACACAAAAUAAGCCAUUUUGUAUAUUGUCUAUUCAUAUUCCUUCAGUAAAAUGAAUAUACAGACACAAUACCAGAUGUCUCACUUAUGUAACCUGUGCCAACCCCUUGAUGCCACAAUGACCUAGAGAGUUGAAGUUCUGAUCCGACAACCGAGUGGGGAAUCAGUCAGACACUGAUUUCUUUGUGAAGGAAAUAAUAAAAAAAUAAAAAUCUAACAUAUCUUCUGUAUAGCAUGUCUAGUUACAGCUGUUUACUAAUUUCUCUGCAUACGUUUUGGUUGCAUGGCUGCUGCUGCUAUUCAUGAGAAUAUACAGUUACUUUAUAAUUACUUUUAUAUUAAUCAUUGAGGUGUUUGAGGAUUUGGGCUAUCUCUGUAAUUUUAAUUAAAUAGGUUUCUUUGGUCUAAUAAUCUCACCAUGACUUCUGAGCAGGCACAAAUCAACCUAAGUAACCCUAUUAUUCUUAGGAAGAGGCAGAAAUACAGGAUGCAUUGAGAUAAAACUGCAGAACCAGCAAUUCUCAUCUCAGAAAUGGCAGCUACCACAUUUGCAAUAGAAAUCCUGCUCAACUUCUAAUAGCUUCUAACCACUGCUUUCAUUUUCUCCAAGUUUCACUGUCACAGAAUUCCAUGUGACAGAGACAGCAAAUCCAAUUGGAAGUGCCCUAAGUUAUGUCUGAAAACUGCAAAUUGGUUGCCUUCGUGCCUCCUCAGCAUUUCUCGGAGUACAGAGGGUCAGAAAUACUGAAAAUGAAGAACAUGUCCUGCACCAUACUCCAUGACAGGAACUUGCCUUGAUGAACAAGAUUAACAGUUGUAAAGGGAAGGCGCUGUUCACAAUUCUGAGACAGCACCUCAGAAACAACAGAACAAAUGAUACCACAGAUCUGCUGUUCUUUGGUCACUUGUUGAUUCUGAAAGCUUCAUUAGUGACACUGGUUUUUUUUGCUGGGGUUUUGCUGGGGAUGUGUAUUCUUACCUUGUUUGACUUGAUUUGUAUUGUACUUGUGGGCUUGGGCUUAUAUCUUGCUACUUCUUCUAUGUUAGGUGCUUAUAAUUUAUUAAUUUAUCUUUCAAAAGCAAAUAAAGAGCAAUAUAAAAAACCAAACAAAUCAGAAUUUGACUCUUCAUAAGAAAUAAAACAAUUUCCUACUUGCAUAUACAUAUAAACUCUGUAUGGAAUGAUAUUUUAGUUCAGACAAUUUUACUUCAAAAAGUGAUCAGCAUUGCUUCAAAUGACAGUUCACUACCAAUUGAUAAAAACAAAAGGAAAAAAAGGUUCAUACUGCACAUCUCAAUCUUUACCCCUUUCUAAGCAAAGCAGAUUAUUUAUUCUGCUCUUCACAACCAACUUUCCUUCUACCUGAUAAGAAAUGAGUUGCACUGAGUGGAAGGUUGUUUGUCAUUGCUAUUAGUGCUUCAUCUGUGGGCUUACAAAGUAAUAAUGGAUUAACCUUCAUGGCAGAACAAGGAUGCAAAGAAGCAACUAGUUGUUGAUUUAAAUUAUUCUCUGGCUAAAAGCACAUACACACUCUUGUAAUGUGGUUUCUAUAGACCUCCGCACACACGGACCCACAGCAGUCCUUACAGACAUCUCAGCACAGCCCCAUCCAGCAGUGCAAAACCUGAGUCAUGCAUAUGGACAUAUUCCUUCCAAUGUAAGUAUUUAGACAAUAGGAAGAAGCCCAAAUCUUCUACACGAAAACUAGAAUCAGAUCACAACGGGAUAAGUCAUACCUGAAAAUGGGACUUAGCCACAUUAUUUGGGCCCAAUCCCUGAUCAAA
Molecule: messenger RNA, 3926 nt
Organism: Phasianus colchicus (ring-necked pheasant)
Lineage: Eukaryota; Metazoa; Chordata; Aves; Galliformes; Phasianidae
Product: uricase-like
Biological process (GO): purine nucleobase catabolic process; urate catabolic process
Cellular component (GO): peroxisome
Molecular function (GO): urate oxidase activity
Source: RefSeq, a predicted model, not a curated record